Messenger RNA from Eutrema salsugineum, 537 nucleotides. RefSeq lists its product as uncharacterized. Gene Ontology annotation, molecular function: nucleic acid binding. NCBI's taxonomy places the organism in Eukaryota, Viridiplantae, Streptophyta, Magnoliopsida, Brassicales, Brassicaceae. The record is from RefSeq and is a predicted model, not a curated record. The transcript has a single exon. The coding region runs from base 1 to 537 and encodes 178 amino acids.
AUGACCAAGAAAACCCAGAACUACUACCUUUUACCUGAAGAAGAUGAUCCUAUAAGGACAUGUCAAAGCAAGAAUUUUAUUGGGAAUGUCAUGGUGCUAGUUGCAAUGGCUAGGCCAAGGUUCAAUGCUGAUGGAGUAGAAACUUUCUCUGGAAAGAUAGGCGUGUUUCCUUUUGUCAAACUUCAGCCUGCUCAAAGGAGGAGUAGAAAUAGAGAAGCUGGGACAAUGGAGAUCAAACCAGUUACUUCAGUUAAGAGAGAUGAUGUUAGAAAAAUGUUUCUGGAAGAUGUUAUACCUAAGAUUCGUGAGAAAUGGUCUGUUGAAGAUGAAGGAAAAAUAAUCUUUAUUCAACAGGAUAACGCUAGAACCCAUGUGGCUCCAACUGAUACAGAUUUUCAACUAGAGGCUUCACAGAACGGAUUUGAUAUCAGACUGAUGUGUCAACCGCCUAAUUCACCGGAUAUGAAUGUUCUGGAUCUUGGUUUCUUUAGUGCAAUACAAGCACUACAACAUCAUGUUUGUCCUAAGAACACAUAA